Molecule: messenger RNA, 741 nt
Organism: Esox lucius (northern pike)
Lineage: Eukaryota; Metazoa; Chordata; Actinopteri; Esociformes; Esocidae
Gene: atp5mc3b
Product: ATP synthase membrane subunit c locus 3b
Exons: 5
Coding region: 139-561 (140 amino acids)
Biological process (GO): proton transmembrane transport; proton motive force-driven ATP synthesis
Molecular function (GO): proton transmembrane transporter activity
Source: RefSeq, a predicted model, not a curated record
GUCGUAAAUGGUCGUAAAUCCCGUUUUCAGGAGCUGAUUUAAUGCCGCGCAUGCGCAGUUGUUUUUUAGCGGUUCGACCUCUGUAGCCGAGACAUACCCAGGUUACUAGUUGAUCAUACCAGUCCACAUUAAACAAAUAUGUACGCCUGUGCGAAGUUUGUCUCUACGCCGUCACUGAUCCGUGCUGGAUCCCGGGCUUUAUGCAGACCUCUCUCUGCAUCUGUGCUUUCCCGGCCAGAUGUCAAAACAGUGGAGGCUAGCACUGCCCUUCUGCCACAGAGCAAUUUUUCCCAGGUAGCACUUCGAGGUUUCCAGACUGGUGCUGUAAGCAGAGACAUUGACACAGCAGCCAAGUUCAUCGGUGCCGGAGCUGCCACAGUUGGUGUGGCUGGUUCUGGUGCUGGAAUCGGGACUGUGUUCGGCAGCCUUAUCAUCGGUUAUGCAAGAAACCCCUCCCUAAAGCAGCAGCUGUUCUCUUAUGCUAUCCUGGGAUUUGCCCUGUCUGAAGCCAUGGGACUUUUCUGCUUGAUGGUUGCUUUCCUGAUCCUGUUCGCCAUGUAAAUAUGUCCGCUGUAGAUUCAUUCUGAAUCUAUAGCUGUGAUGACCUAUUUUACUCUGGCUAGCAAAAUUGUUCUGUAUCGAUGUCAUGAUGUACAUUUUCCAAGUUUUUGUUGAAAGCGUGUAUUGUAAUAAUGUAACCUAUUACACAAGUAAAAUACAUGUUUCACUACUUCAACUGUA